Messenger RNA from Vicia villosa (hairy vetch), 1257 nucleotides. RefSeq names its product F-box/kelch-repeat protein At3g23880-like. Bases 1 to 1257 code for a protein of 418 amino acids. Lineage: Eukaryota; Viridiplantae; Streptophyta; Magnoliopsida; Fabales; Fabaceae. The transcript has a single exon. The record is from RefSeq and is a predicted model, not a curated record. Gene Ontology annotation, molecular function: protein binding.
AUGAACCCGUCGCCGAUCAUCCUUCCCGAUGAUCUCAUUGCCGAAUUACUUUCCUUUCUUCCCGUCAAAUAUCUUCUUCAAUUUAAGUGUGUCUGUAACUCUUGGAAAAUUCUCAUCUCUGAUUCCGCCUUCGUCAAAUUGCACCUCAAGAGAUCUGCAACACAAAAUCCCAUGUUAGCACUAAUCAUGUAUCACGUGAAGAUUAAUCCCAGAGAGUCUCCCUACAGUAAUGACUAUGAAUAUGAACAGAGUUAUAGCGUUGUUCCAUAUCUCAGUCGUAGUUUACUCGAUAAUUCCUCAUUCACCCUUUUUGACCAGCCUUACUGUUAUGUGAAAAACAAAGGAUGCUCUAAUGUUGUUGGUUCCUGUAAUGGAUUGAUUCUUUUGGCUGGUGAUUCCUUCACCGGUCUCCAAAGAGAUUACUGGUUUCGAUUGUGGAAUCCAGCCACCAAGACAACAUCUAAAAUAUUUGGAAAGUUUUAUGAUUUUCAAUAUCAACGCUGGCCCUUUGUGUUAGGUUUCGAUGAUUCAACAGACACUUAUAAAGUGGUGGUGUCCCGUUACAUCAAAGAUCAACUGAAAACUGAGGUGAGAGUUCUUAGUUUCAGUGAUGAUGUUUGGAGAAACAUUGAAAGUUUUCCAGGUGUUCGUCUUAAUUGGAACUAUGGUGAACAUAGUUUCUAUGUUGGAGUGUUUAGUGGUGUGUAUUUGAGUGGUACUAUUAACUGGUUGGCUAGCCACAACAACAUUGACUACAAUAGUCAUAUUAUUAGGAAUAAAACUGUUGAAGAUUAUGUUAUUGUUUCUCUUGAUUUGAGGACUGAGAUGUACAAUCAAUAUCUAUUGCCCCAGGUUUCUGAUGAAGUGCCGCCUACAAAACCAACCAUUGGUGUUUUAGGGGGCUGCCUUUGUUUAUCUCAUUCUUUGAGGAAAACUGAUUUUGUUAUAUGGCGGAUGAAGAAAUUUGGAGUUGAAGAUUCUUGGACUCAAUUUCUUAAAAUUAGUUAUCACAAUCUUCAAAUAGAUUAUGAUAACUUUAGUUACUGUCAGAAGCGUCAUUUUCAAUUGAUACCGUUGCUUCUUUUCGAAGAUCGUGAUACACUUAUGCUCAGUAGCAAUCUUGAAUCCCAAGCAUUUCUCUAUAAUUGGAAAGAUAAUAGAGUACAACGAAUAAAAGUUACUGCAAAUAUAACGAGAGAUUAUUUAUAUUGGGAUUCGGUCAAAGAUUAUGUUGAAAGCCUUGUUCCAAUUCAUUAA